CCCGGUGACCCCAGCCAUGCAGUCCACCGAGCCCUGGAGUCCUAGCUGGGGCACGAUGUCCUGGGACUAUUCGGGUUCGGGCUCCCUGGACCAAGUGGAGCUGUGCCCUGCCUGGAACCUGCCUUACGGCCACGCCAUCAUCCCAGCGCUCUACCUGGCGGCCUUCGCCGUGGGCCUGCCGGGCAACGCCUUCGUGGUGUGGCUGCUGAGCCGGCAGCGCGGGCCGCGGCGGCUGGUGGACACCUUCGUGCUGCACUUGGCGGCCGCCGACCUGGGCUUCGUGCUCACGCUGCCGCUGUGGGCCACGGCGGAGGCGCGCGGCGGCCUCUGGCCCUUCGGCGACGGCCUGUGCAAAGUCAGCAGCUUCGCGCUGGCGGUCACGCGCUGCGCGGGCGCGCUGCUGCUGGCGGGCAUGAGCGUGGACCGCUACCUGGCGGUGGGCCGACCGCUGAGCGCGCGCCCGCUGCGGAGCGCGCACUGUGUGCGAGCCGCGUGCGGCGCCGCCUGGGCUGCGGCGUUCCUGGCGGGUUUGCCCGCCUUGCUCUACCGGGGACUGCAGCCGAGCCUGGACGGCGCGGGCAGCCAGUGCGCCGAGGAGCCCUGGGAUGCGCUCCAGGGUGUCGGGCUGCUGCUGCUGCUACUGACCUUCGCGCUGCCGCUGGCUGUCACCCUGAUCUGCUACUGGCGCGUGUCGCGCCGCCUGCCGCGCGUCGGUAGGGCCCGGAGCAACUCGCUGCGCAUCAUCUUCACCGUGGAGAGCGUCUUCGUGGGCUGCUGGCUGCCCUUCGGCGUCCUGCGCUCCCUCUUCCACCUGGCGCGGCUCCAGGCGCUGCCGCUGCCCUGCUCUCUGCUGCUGGCGCUGCGCUGGGGUCUGACUGUCACCACCUGCCUGGCUUUCGUCAAUAGCAGUGCGAACCCUGUUAUCUACCUCCUGUUGGAUCGCUCGUUCCGCGCCCGGGCCCGGUUCGGGCUGUGCACGCGCGCCGGGCGCCAGGUGCGCAGGAUCAGCUCGGCCUCCUCGCUCUCCAGGGACGACAGUUCGGUGUUCUGGGGCCGGUCCCCGAAGGUGAACUCUGCCUCGGCCACUUGGUAGCCUCCCCGGGAUGGCGCAGGUGGAACGGCGCUUCAAAGAGAGGAACCAUGUGCUUGCAGAUGCGCCAGGGGACUGCCCAUCGGUUUUCUCAGAGCUGGCUGUUGGGACUGGCUGUUCUCACAAACCGACGGGGAAGGAUGGGCUAUUAUCUUAGUUUUCUCCAGGGCAAGAAAAGCUGUAGACACUCACCUGGAGAAGCAGGUUCACCUAGUAGAUGGGAGGAAAGUGGGUUCUGUUCUCUGCUUCAUUCUGUGUAAUUCAGCCCAAAUAUCCAAACCAGACUCUCAAAAGUCCUUCUUGCUCCUGACUGUUCUUGCCCCUACAAAAGCCAUUGUCUUUUGAGGAAUUUCUUCUCCUGGUCAGCCCUCUAGCAACACGAUCUCAAACACCUCUCCCUUCCCCUCCCCUACCUCUUCCCCCCUUCCCCUUCCCCUCCCCCCCUCUCUCCCUUUUCACCUCCCCUCCCCCUCCUCCUCCCCUUUCCUCCUCCCCCUCUAUCCCCUCUCCCUUUCCAUUCCCCUAUCCCCUCCCUCUUCCCUUUUCCCUCCCCUUCUAUCCCCCCCCUUCUCUCCCAUCAUCACUAUGUUAUCUACAUUGUUUCUCAUCCCCAAUUCGGAUUUUCGUUUUCAAAGGCUCACGAAAGACAUGGAAACCAACCCUAGUGUGAACUGCUCAGUUUGGUCCUUCCCACCCAUUGCCUCACCCUGGUGUGGCAACCCUUCUCCCAUCUAGAGACACCUGUGGGACUCGCCCUGAAAGUAGUUCUGGCCUUCCUUCUGAAUGCUGGCAUCUGAAAUUUUUCCGUGGGUGUUCAGAUUCUCCCUCACUUAGCCGGGGACCCCAGGUUUUUCUGUGAGCACACAUCUCAAUAAAAACUUUUGUUG
Molecule: messenger RNA, 1977 nt
Organism: Mus caroli (Ryukyu mouse)
Lineage: Eukaryota; Metazoa; Chordata; Mammalia; Rodentia; Muridae
Gene: Gpr25
Product: G protein-coupled receptor 25
Biological process (GO): cell chemotaxis; G protein-coupled receptor signaling pathway; positive regulation of cytosolic calcium ion concentration
Cellular component (GO): membrane; external side of plasma membrane
Molecular function (GO): C-C chemokine receptor activity; C-C chemokine binding
Source: RefSeq, a predicted model, not a curated record